Messenger RNA from Brassica napus (rape), 1689 nucleotides. RefSeq names its product probable inactive receptor-like protein kinase At3g56050. The transcript has 5 exons. Gene Ontology annotation, molecular function: protein kinase activity; ATP binding. The record is from RefSeq and is a predicted model, not a curated record. NCBI's taxonomy places the organism in Eukaryota, Viridiplantae, Streptophyta, Magnoliopsida, Brassicales, Brassicaceae. Gene Ontology annotation, biological process: protein phosphorylation. Bases 86 to 1513 code for a protein of 475 amino acids.
GUCUUCCUUUGUCCUGAGAGACGACUUCAAUCUUUAACUGCUCCUCUUGUUCCUUUUUCUUUCAGGAAGAAAGGGCACAGAAGCUAUGGAAUCUCCUAUGAGAUUCAAUCUCCGAACAGCAUUCUCCAUCAUCUUCCUCACCUUUCUUCCUCUGAAUCUCAAAAGCCAAGAAGUCUUUGAUCCUUCUCAAGAUCACUCACUGAUCCAAUCCGAAGCUUCUUGGAACCGUCGCAGCUUGGUAGAGACACCACCUCUUCCGGGCAAAGGUCCUGCUGUGGGUGCCUCCCCUCCAUCUCCUGAUCAAGCAUUUGAAGGCUCCACAAAACCACCUCCAGCACCAGAAACUCAAACACCACCAGGAGGAGAUGGAACCCCAAGCCCUCCUCCUAGUAGUGUCAGGACAGCACAAACCCCAAACCCACCUUCUGAACCUCCUCCACAACUUUUGUCUCCACCUCCAAGAACUAAAAAGACUCAUAAUAUUUCUAUGAUCGUGGGCAUAGUCGUUGGCGUGUUCACAGUCUCAGUGGCAUUAAUCAUCUUCUUUCUUAUCCACACCCGAAAAAUUCCAAUCAAGCCUUGGACCAACAGUGGCCAGCUUCAAAAUCCUCUUAUCACAGAUGUUCCGAGGAUGCAGCUAUCAGAGCUACAAGCAGCAUGUGAAGACUUCAGCAACAUCAUUGGCUCUUUCUCAGACGGUACCAUCUAUAAAGGGACUUUAUCCACUGGUGCUGAAAUUGCUGUUGUCUCCAUCGCGGCUGGCUCUCGUGCAAACUGGUCUACCGAUAUGGAAACACAGCUGCUACAAAAGAUUCGUAAGUUAUCAAAAGUAGAUCACAAGAAUUUUCUGAAUGUGAUUGGGUACUGCCAUGAGAACGAGCCCUUCCACAGAAUGCUUGUUUUCGAAUACGCUCCUAAUGGAACCCUCUCAGAGCAUCUUCACUCUCAACAUACGGAGCACUUGGACUGGCCUACAAGACUCAGAAUCUUCAUGGGAAUAGCUUACUGUCUAGAGCACAUGCACAACCUCAACCCACCCAUCUUGCACACCAAUCUGGACUCCUCUUGUAUCUACUUAACCGAAGACAACGCCGCCAAAGUCUCAGACUUUUCAGUCCUCAACUUCAUCUCACCCUCCAAGGAAUCCUCCUCGAGCAAGAACCUUUUAGAACACUCAACGCUUGACCCACAAACCAACGUCUUAAACUUUGGCGCCCUUGUGUUUGAAAUCAUCACCGGGAGGCUCCCAGACCCUGAUUCUUUGUUUCUUGAACCCAAGCCCGCGAGAGAUCUUGUAGACCCGACGCUGAAAACGUUUCAGGAGGAUGUUGCUGAGAGGUUGUUGGGAGUGGUUAGGCAGUGUAUGAAUCCAUACUCAGCUCAACGGCCAACGAUGAGAAAGGUUGUGGUGAAGUUGAGAGAGAUCAUUGGAAUAGAAGCCGAUGCAGCACUGCCAAGGCUAUCUCCACGGUGGUGGAGUGAGAUGGAGAUCAUAACCACAGAUGGAAACUAAAGAGAAAGGAGCCUGCCGUUUAGGUGUGCCCUCUAGAUACCCAAAUGUCACUGUGAAAAGAUAAUAUUUUCGUCUGCAUCAAAAGACUAAAUACUGUAUAUAUAUAUAUAGACACGAAAAAUUGCAUAUGCAUAGAAACAUAUGGUAUGAUCAAUAAUGGCAGUUACUUUACACUA